UUUACAAAACCAAUUAUUUUGUUACCUUUUCGUAAUGCAUUUGUAGCUUUGCCUCAGCUACACAGCAUGUAACUUAAUGGCGUUUACAGGAUGUCUUCAUUCAGUGUGGUCGAGUUUGUGGAUGAAGUUGACUCUGAUGGCUGCAAGAAGGUAGACAUCGUUCCAUCAGAGUGGUUCCAUGACGCAGAGAGAAAAUUAUGCUGGUGGCCUCCUGCCUCACUGGUGAAUGUGACAAAGGCUGUAAAGGAAGGAACACCACCAACCAGCAACUGGAUACUCUGCAAUGUCCGUGUCAUGGGAAAUGCAGCAACUUAUGCAAAUGCCAGGGCAAAGUUGCAUCAAGCAGAGUAUUCAUCAGACUUGACGGACAAUGAGAAUGGCAUAAGAAAAAGAAAGCCAAGUGUUAAACUGAUGAAGAAUCAACUGAGCAGCCACACUGAAUCAAGUGAGCCUUCUGAUUCAGAUGAGGAACUUCCACCCACGCCUCCAGAACAACUCCUUAAGCGACCCUCUAGAAAAAACAAUAGUUGCCGCCAGCCCCGCUGCCCGGAGUGCCGCCAGCCCCGCUGCCCGGAGUGCCGCCAGCCCCGCUGCCCGGAGUGCCGCCAGCCCCGCUGCCCGGAGUGCCGCCAGCCCCGCUGCCCGGAGUGCCGCCAGCCCCGCUGCCCGGAGUGCCGCCAGCCCCGCUGCCCGGAGUGCCGCCAGCCCCGCUGCCCGGAGUGCCGCCAGCCCCGCUGCCGGAGUGCCGCCAGCCCCGCUGCCCGGAGUGCCGCCAGCCCCGCUGCCCGGAGUGCCGCCAGCCCCGCUGCCCGGAGUGCCGCCAGCCCCGCUUGUGAACCCAUGUUCUCGAAAGUACUUGCCAUUUUAGAGGAAGUGAAGGAGACUCAACUGGUUCAUAGCAAGAUGUUAAAUGCCUUGCUGAAGCAGAAAAAUUGUUCAGUUACGGAGGUCCCUGAAGGGGUUGUUUUACCUCUUAAAACCCAAGACGAUGUUGAGGCUCUUAAUGGAAAACUGGAGGACUCCAGUCUCAUGUCUGCUGUAGUUGCCAUGGUAGCAGAUAUAGGGGGAACAAGUGUAGAUGAUGCUACAAGGAGAAUGAUGAAAUUCCUCAUAUCACCCAAGCUUGCCGUGGAGUACAACUUGCUUAGCCGACACGGGAAGAAAAAGUUCCGAGAUUUGCGCCUCUUUAAUGUUGUGUAUGAGGCACUGAAGAAGAAUUCUUUGACUGCAAAAGUCAACCUGCAAGAAGCAGAGAAAGCUCUCUCCAAAUGGUUCACUGGAGCUAGAGACAGAGGAGGACUGAGGGCUGCUAGGGGACAAAAUAGACUAAUGGCUCUGUAAAAAAACAUAACAGACACCCCUGCUGAUUCAAGACAAGGUUCUGAGUUUCCCUUCUUAUUUUUUCCCAUGUUGCUACAGUUCUUAAACCCACAGUUGUGGGACAAAAUAAAUGUGAACAAAAUGUGUUUCGUGUCCCCUCUUGAUGUUUCUGUUUGCAGUCAGCUUUAAUAUAUUUAGUGUCUUUGUGUCACAGAAGCCAUAUUGGCCGUCUGUUAAAUUGAUUUUGUGGCCGUUUUUCUACCCGCCCAGUGCCAGAAAUGAGCCAAUUCAAACAAGAAGUAAGAUGCAACUACAGAACCCACUGAUAAUGCCAUUCCAACUUUUUAGCUCAUGUUUUCCUCAUGUUGUACCCACUAAGAACUUGAAAAAAAAUGGGGCCCGGGUGGGUUUCUGUGUACUUUGCCCAGUUGGGGUCCAUUUAGUUCCCAGAUUUUACCAAUAUAACACCAAGAUGGGCUUAUAAAAUGGGGCCAUUAUGGAACCCGCGGACAAUCCCACUUAAAACCCACUUUUUAGCCUAUUUGGUGCCCACAUGGUAGCCACAAAAAACUUGAAAGAUGGGGCCUGGGUGGGUUUCUGUGUAUGUUGCCCAGUUGGGGCCCAUUUAGUUCCUAGAUUUUACCAAUAUAACGCCUAUAUGGGCAUUUAACAUGGGGCCAUUACGGAACCCGCGGACAAUUCUAUAUGGGGCCCAUUUUUCAGCCCAUUUCCAAACCAUAUGGGCCCCACAUAUAAAUGUUGGCUGGGACCUAGUCUUGUCUCCUUUGAGCUCAGUUUCUAAAGGCCUCUCAUAUUAAAAUACAUAAAACAAUAUAAUCAGAAAAUAAGCAUUAAAAAUACAAAAUAAUAAUAAACAAAAUAAUACAAAGAUUUAAGCUUAAAUUUAGGUCUAAUUAUAGUAUGAAAAUAACAAACCAGAAGUCUCCA
This is a messenger RNA of Oreochromis niloticus (Nile tilapia), 2268 nucleotides long. Its product is annotated as coiled-coil domain-containing protein 8-like. Bases 91 to 1341 code for a protein of 416 amino acids. The transcript has 6 exons. Lineage: Eukaryota; Metazoa; Chordata; Actinopteri; Cichliformes; Cichlidae. The record is from RefSeq and is a predicted model, not a curated record.